Messenger RNA from Pomacea canaliculata, 1609 nucleotides. Its product is annotated as deoxynucleoside triphosphate triphosphohydrolase SAMHD1-like. The transcript is spliced from 15 exons. Gene Ontology annotation, molecular function: dGTPase activity. Gene Ontology annotation, cellular component: nucleus. Gene Ontology annotation, biological process: dGTP catabolic process. The record is from RefSeq and is a predicted model, not a curated record. The coding region runs from base 95 to 1609 and encodes 504 amino acids. NCBI's taxonomy places the organism in Eukaryota, Metazoa, Mollusca, Gastropoda, Architaenioglossa, Ampullariidae.
AAGAAUAAAAUUGUGUGUGGGUGUGAUAGUUUGAGGAGACUUCAGUCAGCUGCUUUUGAUGAGGUCAUCCAUUCAGGCAGCCGUUCCAUGAAACAUGCAAGAAACUUUUCCAUCCAGAGGGGAUAAGAUAGUGAACGGACAGCCAUGGGCCAUCAGCAGCGUUGAUGAAAAUAAUGUCGCACAACAGACUCUCACAGAAUCUGGUGAUGAUGCGACGAAGAAGCAGAGAGAUGGAGUCAAGAAACUGCGUCGGGAGUCGAUAGAGGUCAAAGGAGGAACCCUUGACACCACAGAUCCUGCUAGUCUGACGACACAAGGUACCGGUGGAGACAACCAUGUUAAACAAGACAAGAACAAAGUGGUUAAUGACCCAGUUCAUGGCCACAUAGAGCUCCAUCCUCUUUCUUUCGCCAUCAUCGAUACUCCUCAGUUUCAAAGAUUGAGGUACCUGAAACAGCUGGGGACUUGUGAUUUUGUCUAUCCUGCCGCAGUUCAUACCCGCUUUGAACACUCCAUUGGCGUAUACCAUCUUGCUGGAAUGCUGAUGAAAAGUUUACAGGCGAGACAACCAGAGCUCGGUAUCACUGACAAAGACGUGUUGUGCGUACAGAUUGCGGGCCUUUGUCACGACCUGGGUCACGGCCCCUUCUCGCACAUGUUUGACAACAUUUUCAUUCCGUUGGUCACUAAAACCAGUAAAUGGAAACACGAACAAGGGUCUGCUGCCAUGUUUAAUCACAUGUACGAAGAUCCUCAAAACAAGCUGGCCAGCAACUUCAAGAAGUUUGGUCUUGAUGAAAAAGAUCGCACUUUCAUCAAAGAACAAAUCGCUGGUCCCUUCGGUGAAGGGAACGAUGAAUGGCCUUAUAAGGGAAGACCACGGGCAAAAGCUUUCCUAUAUGAUAUUGUGGCCAACAAGAGGAAUGGAGUGGAUGUUGACAAAUGGGACUACAUCAGUCGGGACUGUCUCCAUCUCGGGAUGAAGAGCAACUUUGACCAUCUUCGCUUCAUUCAUUUUGCUCGGGUGAUUCGUGUGGGCGAAGUGACUCAGAUAUGCCUUCGAGAUAAAGAGGCGUAUGGAAUUUAUCAGAUGUACCAGACCCGCUACUUUCUUCACAAAAUGGCGUAUGAACACAGAGUAACCAGUGCUAUAUGCCUCAUGAUCGCUGAUGCACUGGAAGAGGCCAACAAAGUCAUAAGGAUGCCAAAAGACGAUGGUACAAUGAUAAAAAUGUCAGACUGUAUCAAGGAAGAGAACAUGGACGCCUACAUGAAUCUAACAGACGAGAUCAUCCGUCAGAUCCUCCUGAACCCUGACCCUCGUCUCGAGAAAGCACGACAACUUGUGCGAGAUGUGUGGCGCCGGAAGCUCUUCAUGUUUGUUGCUGAGAGUCCACCCAUUCAAAGCAGAAGAUUUGCACAAGAACAUAAAGAUGGAAUUAAGCGCGAGAUACUCCGUUUUCUAGAAAAAGAUUCUCUCAAGACGGAUCGGGUCGUUAUCGAGUUAGUGGACUUCAAUUUUGGUACAAAAAGCCACCCCAUAGAGAACAUCUACUUUUAUUCAAAAGCCAGUCCAGACAAGCUAUAUACAUAUUCUCAUAUAAGGUGA